Ctenopharyngodon idella (grass carp) is the source of this 2130-nucleotide messenger RNA. RefSeq names its product SAM domain, SH3 domain and nuclear localisation signals 1a (gene samsn1a). NCBI's taxonomy places the organism in Eukaryota, Metazoa, Chordata, Actinopteri, Cypriniformes, Xenocyprididae. Gene Ontology annotation, molecular function: protein binding. The record is from RefSeq and is a predicted model, not a curated record. The transcript has 15 exons. Bases 16 to 1821 code for a protein of 601 amino acids.
ACCAUACUUUUCAGAAUGAAUCUCUUCUGCUUCUCUCUGGAGGGCUCUAUGGACAGCCUGUAUGAGGCCGUGCAGGAGUCCUGUGAGGCUCAGGUGUACACCAUCCCCAGCAGGUCCCACAGCACAGCUGUUCUCUUAGAUGACACCACCAAAUGGAAGAACGCAGCGCGUUCCAUCUCCAUGGAAAUUUCUCAAAUAAACUCAGACAACACUAGAAAAAAGAAACAAAGAUCACAACCAAAGUCUGUUUCUGAAAAUGACACUUUAGAUAAUACCAUCUGCGCUAAUUCUGUCUGGCCGGAUGCCAAGAAGCAGGAAGAUUUAGUCCUCCUGAGGAACAAUCAGAAUGAAGAUCUGGUGAGACCUGUAAGAAGAGCUGAAAGCCAGAAUAUGGCAGACAGAAAGACGAUUUCAAGAAACAUACAGCAAGAGAUGCCUAUCCAGUCUGAGACAGCAAAUGCAGAGAUGACACAGCUAAGAGGGACAAGGGUGAAAAAAGUAGAGCGGAAAAGCAGUCAAAGAGGAACUCCAACACAAGAGACAACAGCUCACAUCAAAGGUGCCAAAGGGAUGAUGUAUGCCAUUGGGCAACAGCCACAUAAACAGGAGAAUUACUGUAUUUCUGCUGAGGGGUCAAGGGUCAUGGAGACCGCACACUCCAGCAGACAUCGAUGGAGUAACCCCACAGAAAUGGCUGUAAACUGGGCACAAGCCUACAACACCUGUCAACCUCCCCACAAUGAACAUUGUGUCCACACCCGUGACUGCAGAAUGCCAAGUCAAGGAGAUAAAAUCAACGUUCAAAACAUGAAGAGAGACUCCUUGCCUAAAGGAGUGGUGCAUUCCACAACCAGUGUGGAUUUCUGUACCUCCAAUCGAUCCACAAGUUUUGGGAGAUUUGACACAUUCAGAAAUCAACACUCCCCUUCCAGACUUGAGGAAAAUGGAACACCUGAGACAGAUGAAUCAACAGCAGAGAACUGUGAGAAACCGGGAAGUUUGGGAAAAAAGAUGAAGGCCAUCUCAAUGACUAUGCGUAAAAGGAUGGGCAAGAAACACGUCAAAUCCUACUCUGAGGACAUGGGUGAUGACACUGAAGGAGAAACAGAGAAUGCGACUCCAGCAGAGAAGAGCUCAGACCACGCCAGCAACUCAUUAGAAAGCCUCUACAGUGGACAGAGCUCAUCCAGCUCAGGUGGUGUUACCAGUAAUUCAGAUGUAUCCAGUAACAGAGACAGCCUGAAACUGGAGGAGGAAAUGGCCUACACGGGGCAGUUCUGCGGGCGAGCAAAAGUACAUACAGACUUUGUUCCCAGCCCAUAUGAUACAGACUCCCUCAAACUGAAGGUGGGAGACAUCAUCAGCAUCAUAAGUAAACCACCUAUGGGAAUAUGGACCGGAAUGCUCAAUAAUAAAGUGGGAAAUUUCAAGUUUAUUUAUGUGGAUGUUCUUCCUGAGAAAGAAAAGGAGGAAGAGGAUGAGGCCCCAAAAAUAAGACCUGUGAAAGUAUGCAAGAAGCCACGACCAAAUACACUUCUGGAGUUAUUAGAGAGACUUCAUUUAGAGGAAUAUGCAUCUUCUUUACUCUUGAAUGGCUACCAGACAGUAGAUGACCUCAAACACUUGAAAGAGAGGCAUUUGAUUGAGCUGAAUGUGACUGAUCCAGAACACAGACGCAAGUUGCUUGCUGCAUCAGACUGCCUCUAUGUCACAAGCAAAGACGAAGAGGGAGAGAUGAAGGGCGGUGAGGAGGAAGACGAAGAUAAUGACUGUCUUAGAGACUCGGGUUGUUUUAUUCCAGCAGAGUGUCCUGACAGUUGAGAGGCACUCACUAGUUAACUAAUGUCUCUCUCCUGACAUAAUUUAAUAGUAAAGCUACAAACAGACACAGAACUCAGUAAAUAUGUUUUCUUUUGUUACAAUAUGUGUUAGUCUUUCAUUUAGAUGUACUUGUGUUUUGUAUUUACACAUUUUUGUUCAGCUUUGUGUUGAUGUAACCUUUUUCUGUUCAAUGUAGAUGUUAUUUGAACUUUCAUGCCAACAUAUUUGUGUGUAAGGAACUUUUACAAAUGUUUAUCAUGACUGUAUUGUAUAUAAUAUUAUAAAAAAAUAAAUUAUUUAUUCAGCAGA